Amblyraja radiata (thorny skate) is the source of this 2382-nucleotide messenger RNA. RefSeq names its product poly(U)-binding-splicing factor PUF60. The record is from RefSeq and is a predicted model, not a curated record. Lineage: Eukaryota; Metazoa; Chordata; Chondrichthyes; Rajiformes; Rajidae. Gene Ontology annotation, cellular component: catalytic step 2 spliceosome; precatalytic spliceosome. Gene Ontology annotation, molecular function: RNA binding. Gene Ontology annotation, biological process: regulation of alternative mRNA splicing, via spliceosome; mRNA splice site recognition; alternative mRNA splicing, via spliceosome. The transcript has 12 exons. The coding region runs from base 99 to 1751 and encodes 550 amino acids.
CUCGCGAGAGCCGCUGUGCCGAACUGCCGGGACGCGCGGUGAUCUCGCGGGAAGCGCUCGGGACGGGACGGGACGGCAGGGGACGGGACGGCGGGUGAAUGGCGUCGCUGGCGAGCUUCCCUCAGAUGCUGGAACCCUUGGGAAGCCCCACGUUGCAGAUGAUGCUGGGUGGUGACAUUAUGAAGCUGGAAAAUGGGCAGUCAAAGCUUGGGUUGCCACCUCUCAACCUUGAGCAGCAGGAGGCACUACAGAAGGCUAAGAAGUAUGCAAUGGAACAAAGCAUCAAGAGUGUGUUAGUGAAGCAAACAAUCGCUCACCAACAGCAGCAGCUUACCAAUCUGCAGACACUGGGUUCCUUUCGAAAAUGGGCAUGCUGGGAACUGUGCGAUUGUCUCGACUCCAAAGAUCAGAUGGCAGCACAGAGGCAACGGGCAUUGGCCAUCAUGUGUCGAGUUUAUGUUGGAUCAAUUUACUAUGAGCUGGGAGAAGAUACCAUUCGUCAAGCCUUUGCUCCCUUUGGACCAAUCAAAAGCAUCGAUAUGUCGUGGGACUCCGUUACCAUGAAACACAAGGGGUUUGCUUUUGUGGAGUACGAAGUUCCAGAGGCAGCUCAGCUUGCUCUUGAGCAGAUGAACUCGGUGAUGCUGGGAGGCAGAAACAUCAAGGUUGGCAGACCGAGUAACAUAGGACAAGCUCAACCAAUCAUAGACCAGCUUGCAGAGGAAGCCAGGGCGUUUAACAGAAUUUAUGUCGCGUCCGUUCACCCGGAUCUGUCGGAUGAUGACAUUAAAAGUGUGUUCGAGGCCUUUGGAAAGAUUAAAUCCUGCACCUUGGCCCGAGACCCCACAACGGGGAAGCACAAAGGAUAUGGAUUCAUUGAGUACGAGAAGGCCCAGUCCUCGCAAGAUGCCGUUUCCUCCAUGAAUCUCUUCGACCUCGGUGGCCAGUUCCUCCGUGUGGGGAAAGCGGUGACCCCUCCGAUGCCGCUGAUGACGCCUGCCGCACCUGGUGGAUUGCCUCCUGCCGCAGCGGUUGCUGCUGCUGCAGCAACAGCCAAGAUCACAGCUCAGGAGGCUGUGGCUGGAGCAGCAGUGCUUGGUGUUAGUGGUCUCUCAGCGCCAGGUCUGGUUACUCCAGCACUUACCCUUGCUCAACCGCUGGGAGGGUUGCCACAAGCUGUUAUGGCAGCUCAGGCCCCAGGUGUCAUAACAGGUGUGACUCCAGCGCGUCCGACCGUGUCAUUGCCAGUGACCAUCCCACAGGUGGGGGUGGUUAACCCCGUACUUGCCAUACCUCCAGCAAUUAGCGGCGCUGCAGAAGUCAAGAAAGAAGAUGAAGAAAAAUUGCUGGAUACUGAGCGUCUGGAGAUGCUCAGCGAACAGGAGCACAUGAGCAUUUCGGGCAGCAACGCUAGGCACAUGGUGAUGCAGAAGCUGCUUCGCAAGCAGGAGUCCACAGUCAUGGUCCUGCGCAACAUGGUGGGCCCCGAGGACAUUGACGAUGAUCUGGAGGGCGAAGUGACCGAGGAAUGUGGCAAAUUCGGGGCCGUGAAUCGCGUCAUCAUCUACCAGGAGAAGCAGGGCGAGGAGGAGGAUGCCGAGGUGAUUGUUAAAAUCUUCGUGGAAUUUUCCAUGGCUUCGGAGAUGCACAAAGCCAUCCAGGCUCUAAAUGGUCGAUGGUUUGGAGGACGGAAAGUAGUGGCAGAAAUCUAUGACCAGGAUCGGUUUGACAACAGUGACCUGUCUGCAUGAACUCUAGGCCGUGAUACUCUUUGUUGAUGAACUGCAGCAAAAGGACUUUGCAUCGUACUUGGGAUCAGCUGUGGUUCAGGGACCUCAUCCAACAGCUGACAUCUCCUCACCCACAUCAGUCUGGGAGGCUGCAGAUGAAUGUGGUGGGUGUCCACUGAACUGAUAGGAUGCUGGGUCAGCCUCCCUGUUCCUCUGCUGUUUCUCCAUUCGCUAGCCAAACCCAGUGGACCAAAGUGCAGAGCUCGGCCAUGAAACCCCUGCCUCGACCACUCGCCCAACACCCCUUCAUCCUGUUGGUCAAUUUCUCACAAGUUAGAAGAUUUUAUUCAGUGGCUGAUUCCAUCAGUGGGAAUCGCAGAAUGUUUAGCAUUUAUUGCCCCCGUGCGAAACCCAUGGACUUGGGCUGGUGAAUUUUACAUGGUGUGAUACAGUUCAGAUCCAUGGUGUCAGGACUGGGGGUGAUUCACCUUAACGCAUGGAGCUGGCCUGGAUUCACACACCUCUCUCUCCAGAUUGGUUCAACUCGGUGGGAUUGUGUUUUUUUUUAAACUCUGUUAGCUGUUGGCUGCAAAUGUGGACAUUGUAGGCAAGUUACUGUUUCCAUUUUUAUUAAAGAAUUAUUCAACAAAAA